GGCCGAGAAGUCCUUGACGGCGUUUCCAUCUCGAACUCUCCAUUAGCACCAGAGCUCUAGCACUCGCCUGAGAGUCAACAAAAACUAUUCAAACCCGUUCUCCAUGGGUUCCGUGAAGAGAAAGUCUUUGGAGGAAUCUUCUGAUUGUGCUCCACCACACAAGCUUCAGAGAGAAGACGAUGAUUCCACUCAAAUCGUCAACGAAGAGCUCGUGGGUUGUGUUCACGACGUCUCCUUCCCUAAAAACUACGUUCCUCUUGCUCGAGGAGACAACAAACCACCGGCCAAAGAGUUCCCUUUCACCCUUGACUCCUUCCAGUCCGAAGCUAUCAAGUGUCUCGAUAAUGGCGAAUCUGUCAUGGUUUCAGCUCAUACAUCUGCUGGUAAAACAGUUGUGGCGUCCUAUGCUAUCGCCAUGUCUUUGAGGGAGAACCAGAGGGUUAUUUACACCUCUCCUAUAAAGGCAUUGAGUAAUCAGAAGUACAGAGAUUUUAAAGAAGAGUUUUCUGACGUUGGUUUGAUGACCGGGGAUGUCACAAUUGAUCCUAAUGCCUCUUGUUUGGUUAUGACCACAGAGAUCUUGCGUAGUAUGCAGUAUAAAGGUUCAGAGGUUAUGAGGGAGGUUGCUUGGAUUAUUUUUGAUGAGGUGCAUUACAUGCGUGAUAGUGAAAGAGGUGUGGUUUGGGAAGAAAGUAUCGUGAUGGCUCCCAAGAAUUCUCGUUUUGUGUUUCUUUCUGCUACUGUGCCUAAUGCCAAGGAGUUUGCUGAUUGGGUUGCAAAGGUUCACAAACAACCAUGCCAUAUUGUUUACACUGAUUAUCGGCCAACUCCGCUUCAGCACUAUGUGUUUCCAGCCGGAGGUGGUGGGCUUUACUUGGUUGUGGAUGAAAAGGCUAAAUUCCACGAGGAAAGCUUCCAGAAGUCUCUUAACGCAUUGGUUCCUGCUAAUGAUGCUGACAAGAAAAGAGAGAAUGGAAAGUCUCAAAAGGGGUUGAUACUUGGAAAACUUGGUGAAGAAAGUGAUAUCUUUAAGUUGGUGAAGAUGAUAAUUCAGAGGCAGUAUGAUCCCGUGAUUUUGUUCAGUUUCAGCAAAAAGGAAUGUGAGGCACUUGCUAUGCAGAUGUCUAAGAUGGAUUUAAACAGCGACGAUGAGAAAGAUUCCGUAGAGACAAUCUUUACUAGUGCAAUCGAUAUGCUUUCAGAUGAUGAUAAGAAGCUACCACAGGUUUCAAAUAUUUUACCCAUCUUAAAACGUGGUAUCGGCGUUCAUCAUUCGGGUCUGCUUCCAAUUUUAAAAGAAGUAAUUGAGAUAUUAUUUCAAGAAGGUCUGAUUAAGUGUUUGUUUGCGACAGAGACAUUUAGUAUUGGAUUGAACAUGCCGGCAAAGACGGUUGUGUUUACAAAUGUACGCAAGUUUGAUGGAGACAAGUUCCGGUGGCUAUCUAGUGGUGAGUACAUUCAGAUGAGUGGUCGUGCUGGACGUCGAGGUAUUGACAAACGAGGUAUCUGCAUCCUCAUGGUUGAUGAGAAGAUGGAACCUGCGGUUGCUAAAUCAAUGCUCAAAGGAAGUGCUGAUUCUUUGAACAGUGCCUUCCAUUUGAGCUAUAACAUGCUUCUAAACCAGUUGCGGAGUGAAGAUGGUGAUCCUGAGAAUCUUCUCCGCAAUUCAUUCUUUCAGUUUCAAUCUGACCGUGCUAUCCCGGAUCUUGAGAAGCAAAUAAAAGCUCUUCAAGAAGAGAGAGACUCUAUGGUGAUUGAAGAAGAAGAAAGCUUAAAGAAUUACUAUAACCUGAUUUUGCAAUACAAGAGUCUGAAGAAGGAUAUACGUGAAAUUGUGUUCUCUCCAAAGUACUGCUUACCCUUUCUGCUGCCAAACAGAGCUGUUUGUCUCGAGUGCUCAAAUGAUGAUGGAGAGCCACAAUCAUUCAGCAUUGAAGAUCAGGAUACAUGGGGAGUGAUAAUGAAGUUCAAUAAAGUCAAAAGCUUAUCUGAAGAUGAUGAUAAUAGAAGACCAGAGGAUGCAAACUACACCGUAGAUGUACUGACUAGAUGUUUGGUCAGCAGAGAUGGCGCUGGUAAAAAGAAAAUUAAGCCUGUGCCACUUAAAGAACGUGGUGAGCCCGUUGUGGUCUCUAUUCCUUUAUCUCAGAUUAAGAGUUUAAGCAGUGCAAUCAUGAAUAUACCGAAAGAUUAUUUACAACUUGAAGCUCGAGAGAAUGCUCUGAAGAAGGUUUCUGAGUUACUCUCUAGACAUCCUGAUGGAAUACCCCUAGAUCCUGAAGUUGAUAUGAAGAUCCGUAGCAGCUCUUACAAACAGACAGUUCGUAGACUGGAGGCUGUGGAAAACCUAUUUGAAAAACACAAGAUUGCAAAAUCUCCACUCAUAGCACAGAAGCUGAAAGUUCUACACAUGAAAGAAGAGCUAACAGCCAAGAUCAAAUCACUUAAGAAGACUGUCCGAUCCUCAACAGCAUUGGCGUUUAAAGAUGAACUCAAGGCCAGAAAGCGUGUUUUACGAAAGCUAGGAUACAUAACCAGCGAUGGUGUUGUGGAGUUGAAAGGGAAGGUUGCAUGUGAAAUCAGUAGUGCAGAAGAGUUGACAUUAACGGAGCUUAUGUUCAGUGGUGUCUUCAAGGAAGCAAAGGUGGAGGAGUUGGUUUCUCUCCUCUCUUGCUUUGUGUGGCGAGAGAGACUCCCUGACGCAGCUAAACCCAGAGAAGAACUCGACAUGCUCUUCAUACAGUUACAAGACACAGCCAGGCGUGUCGCUGAAGUUCAGCUUGAAAGCAAGGUUGAUAUCGAUGUGGAGAGUUUUGUGCAUUCGUUCAGACCGGAUAUAAUGGAGGCUGUGUAUGCGUGGGCAAAAGGGUCGAAGUUUUAUGAGAUCAUGGAGAUUGCUCGUGUUUUCGAAGGGAGCUUGAUCAGAGCGAUAAGGAGAAUGGAGGAAGUUCUGCAACAGCUCAUAGUAGCUGCAAAAUCAAUUGGAGAAACACAGCUUGAAGCUAAACUAGAAGAAGCUGUUUCCAAGAUCAAGAGAGACAUUGUAUUUGCAGCAUCUCUCUACCUGUGAUUGCAUUUUGUUUGUUUAUGGCAACAAAAGCAAAGAAUUUUGUUUGUACCCUUGCUUAUUUUAUUAAUAGACUUGAUAAUUAAAGAUUAUGGAAGCACCUGAAUGCUUAAUUUCAUAAUUUUAAUUUGACCGAGGCCACAUCUUUGAUGUCUCAAAGAGACAAAGAUGUAAUAUUUACCCAAACUGCUUACAAGUUAAAG
This is a messenger RNA of Eruca vesicaria subsp. sativa (arugula), 3270 nucleotides long. The record is from the annotation of a GenBank genome assembly. Lineage: Eukaryota; Viridiplantae; Streptophyta; Magnoliopsida; Brassicales; Brassicaceae.